Messenger RNA from Marmota monax (woodchuck), 7119 nucleotides. It is a transcript of the gene Usp3, whose product is annotated as ubiquitin specific peptidase 3. Gene Ontology annotation, cellular component: cytoplasm. The record is from RefSeq and is a predicted model, not a curated record. The transcript is spliced from 16 exons. Lineage: Eukaryota; Metazoa; Chordata; Mammalia; Rodentia; Sciuridae. Bases 2426 to 3766 code for a protein of 446 amino acids. Gene Ontology annotation, molecular function: zinc ion binding; cysteine-type deubiquitinase activity. Gene Ontology annotation, biological process: protein deubiquitination.
GAGGGUGAAGUUUGAAAACAGGCUGUAGGCUCUAGAGCUCCGAAGCUUGAGCCAACAGCUGCUUUUGGAGGGGUGGCUCGAGUUUGCCUAAGAUUGUUUAAAGACACAAUUUUGGGUUGUCUGGAAUUGCGUUUGGAUUCUAGAGUUCGAGUUCUUGUAAAACAGUUACUAGGUUUAUGUAAUGCUUUUGAGUAGCUUAAGUUUCUAACUCCCUCUGCGGGCCCCUUUGGAACCCCUAGUGCCCUCUCAUUGUCUGCUCUAUCGACUUCUUAGGAUCGCACCGGCCACCCUGCUUUGAUUACUUCCUGGUAGGGCCCUAGUGCCGCUGCUAGUCUUUGUUUAUUAGCUUUAAAAUGAUCACUAUUAGCCAGGGUUGUAGCGUUCACAUUUGAAUUGUACACUUCCGAAAUCUCGAGUUUAAAGAAAUAUAGAAAUAGCGAUGGUAUGAUUUAGCUGUGUGACACUUCUCUUGGGUUGGACUGGGAAGAUAGGUUAGAGAAUGCUUAACACUUUUGGCAGGUUUCUUCUCCUCCUUCGCAGAUUGCUUCUUAAAGGAUGGGGGAAAAUGUAGCUACAAAGAAAAACAUACUUUAGGUUAAGGAAUAGAAAUAACUGCAGUUUCUUGAAACUCUCGGACGUUUGAUGCUUUGCUUGUGUUUGUAAACUCUCGUCUUUUUCUACAUGUAGGCUUUAAAAAUUAACUAGUUAAUUGGUUUCACAGUGUAGUAUUGUAGUUCUUUCCUGAGAAUGCAGAAACUUGGGUAAAUUAACUCUUAACCUAUACAUAUAUCUUCAACAGUAAAUGUUGAGUGUGGCACAAAAAAAUAGGGUGUAUCACAUUGCUUUUCAAAUUGAUUGGUGGCACAUUAGCUAUAGCUCUGGAACUUAAUUUUUUUCCAAAAGAGAUUUGGAAAAGAAAAUAAAAUACUAGGAAAACAUACCUUCCAAGGAAUGGAGCAAUUACUGUUGCUCAAUACAAAGUGGACAGCUAGCACACUUUUGACUUUUUCUAGGUAAAAUCACAUCAAACUUAAAAAUGGCUUCACUGACACAAUCAUAUUUAAAAAAAAAAGACAAGAAUUAUGCUAGUGGCAAAUAUCCUGUUGUCAAUCAGUCUUGCCCUAUCAGAGAAUCCAGUUAGUUGUAGAAUAGAGAUGCAGGAGAUCAAGGAAUUCAGUAAGUUAAAAUGGAGCAAAACAGAGAGACUUAUUCUGAUGGUAAGAAUUAACUAGUAUGUUUAGAACUAAAGGAUGGGUGAUUUAUGUCCAAGGGAUAGAAUGACAUCUUUGCAUCUUGCAAGAAAAUUUGCCUCCGACACUGCUUUGCAAAGGUGAUUCUAGUCACUUGCUUGGAUUUAUAAACCAAUUAAGCUAGUUUCUCAACCUUGUUUGGGUUUUGUCUUCUGUCCACAUUGUGAAUUGAACCCUUUCCAUCUGUGCUUCCCAUUUUAGCCUGUUGGCAUUCAUUUGUUGAUAUAAUCUAGUGUUAUUGUGUUAAGCUUGAUCUUGUUCUUGCCUGCCUGUUGUUUCAAUGAUUAAAUGAUUGGUAAGUCUGGGAGUCCUUAACUGAUCAUCUUGGAGCGUUGUGUUCUGUUUUUUUUUUUUUUUUUCCUCCAACACUCUUGAAUUUUAUUUAUUUAUUUUUUGGUAGAGGACCAAAUGGGUAGUCAGUGUGUUGAAUAAUGCUGUGACUGGAUAUUGAGUCUGAUUACAUUCUUAUUAAGGAGAGAAAAAUCCCUGUUUUGGCACUGGGACAAUAAAAGUAAUGCCCUUGCCUUGUUUUCUUUGGGAUCUUGCAAUUAUACCCAAGCGAGAUAGCCAAGCAAAUUGCAAAAGACCAACAUCGUAGGCCCUACUAGCUAGCAAUACAUCCUUGGACAAGUAGUUCUGAUUCCUUUGAGUAUCAGUUUUGUUGUGUCAUCUGUUAAAAGAGAGGAAGUAUUAUUUUUCAUUUACUUCACAGGUUGCUGUUUUUCACACAAAAGUAAUUUUUGUGAAAACAUCCAGAAACCGUUCUACACUGUCCAGAUAAUAGGUGGAAUUGCAGCUUAGAACAUUUUUAUAAAGAAGACCCUGAGUAAUUAAAUAUCUAAAGCCCAUUAAAUGGGGCCCAGAACAGACUGGCUUUAUGCUGAAUUAUGCUUUACAAGGAGAUACAGAACUCAACAAGAUUAGGGUGUGUGCCGGUCCAACAAAAGCCCUUGGGUCUGUUUGACUUGUUCAAGUGUCCACUGUGGAAGGUAUGUGAAUGGCCAUGCAAAAAAACAUUAUGAAGAUGCACAAAUACCCUUAACCAACCAUAAGAAGUCAGAAAAGCAAGAUAAAGCUCAGCAUACAGUGUGUAUGGAUUGCAGUAGCUACAGUACAUAUUGUGCUGGAGUCUCCUCAGCUGCUGCUUCAAGAAAGAGGUACCAGGUCCACACCUAAUGAGCACCCAAGCAACUCCUGGAGCGGCAGAAGGAGGCAGCAGCAGUGGACAAGGGAGAGGUUAUCGCUGUGAUGAUUUUGUGGUUAAUGACACCAAGCUGGGACUGGUACAGAAAGUCAGAGAACACUUACAGAACUUGGAAAACUCAGCUUUCACAGCUGACCGGCAUAGGAAAAGAAAACUUUUGGAAAACUCAUCUCUAAACAGCAAGUUACUAAAAGUAAAUGGAAGUACCACUACCAUUUGUGCGACAGGCCUUCGGAAUUUGGGCAACACAUGUUUCAUGAAUGCCAUCCUUCAGUCACUCAGUAACAUUGAGCAGUUUUGCUGUUAUUUCAAAGAACUGCCCGCUGUGGAGUUAAGGAAUGGGAAAACAGCAGGAAGGCGAACAUAUCACACCAGGAGCCAAGGGGAUAACAAUGUGUCUUUGGUAGAAGAGUUUAGAAAAACACUCUGUGCUUUAUGGCAAGGCAGCCAAACUGCAUUUAGCCCGGAAUCUUUGUUUUAUGUUGUUUGGAAGAUAAUGCCAAAUUUUAGGGGCUAUCAGCAGCAGGAUGCCCAUGAAUUCAUGCGCUACCUUUUGGACCACCUACACUUGGAACUUCAGGGUGGUUUCAAUGGAGUUUCCCGCUCAGCAAUUCUGCAGGAGAAUUCUACUCUGCCUGCAAGUAACAAAUGCUGCAUAAAUGGAGCAUCAACUGUUGUUACGGCUAUAUUUGGAGGCAUUCUCCAGAAUGAGGUCAACUGCCUCAUAUGUGGGACAGAGUCAAGGAAAUUUGAUCCAUUUCUAGACCUUUCAUUGGAUAUUCCAAGUCAGUUCAGAAGUAAGCGCUCUAAAAAUCAAGAAAAUGGACCAGUUUGUUCAUUACGAGAUUGUCUUCGCAGUUUUACUGAUUUAGAAGAACUUGAUGAGACAGAGUUAUAUAUGUGCCAUAAAUGCAAAAAGAAACAAAAGUCCACAAAAAAGUUCUGGAUUCAAAAACUGCCUAAGGUGCUAUGCUUGCAUUUGAAAAGAUUUCAUUGGACAGCAUAUUUAAGAAACAAAGUUGAUACAUACGUAGAAUUUCCACUGAGAGGCUUAGACAUGAAAUGCUACUUACUAGAGCCUGAGAACAGUGGCCCAGAGAACUGCCUGUAUGACCUUGCUGCUGUAGUGGUGCACCAUGGUUCUGGGGUUGGUUCUGGACAUUACACGGCAUAUGCAACUCAUGAAGGCCGCUGGUUCCAUUUCAAUGACAGUACUGUAACACUGACUGAUGAAGAGACCGUUGUGAAGGCAAAGGCCUACAUCCUUUUUUAUGUGGAGCGCCAGGCUAAAGCUGGAUCAGAUAAACUUUAAUACCUCCUCUGAAUCAUUAUUCAUCAACUAUACUGGGCAACAUUUCCAAUUUUCCAUAAAUACUUGAUCUAAGAUUUAAUUUCAUUAUGCACUUUUCAAUUUCCUGUUUUGGGUUUAGUUUUGUCAUUAGUAGUGACUUAUUGAACAUGGGCACCAACUAAUUUUUUGUUGUUCUACCAGAAAACCUCAGCAGACAUUUUGAUUUGCUGCUUUAGUUGUAAUAAUUCGAUUUUUAUAUGUAGUUUCAAGAACUUAGUUCUGUUUGCCUUUUUUAUAUUAAUGUUUUCAGUUCUCACUUCAAGCACAUUUACAUCAAUGCUUUUGUUACUCUCACAUGCUGAAAGCAAGGCACGCUCUUGAGUGUGAAGAGUGACAUAACUGCCUGCUGCCUUUUUACAGCUGGGAUGGAUUAGGUUGACUCCCAAUCAAGGAUCAUGUGUGUGUAGAAUUUGUGGCCCAUAAGAUUUCACAGUGAAUGCUCAGUAAUCAUUCUUUUUGACUGUAAAAGAUAACUGAGAGUGCAUCCUUAAGUAGACCAGGUAAUUGCUGCUGGUGGUGUCUCAUGGGUGCUGAUUAUCAGCAAUAACUAAAUAAAUUUUUUGGUCCGGUUAUACCUGUACUGCAGAUUCAAAAAUUACUCUAUUUUCUGGGUUUUUCAGUUUCUGGAGUUUUUGUGUUUUCAUAGGGGGAGACAGGUCAGGAACACAGAAAAAUCCAAAUAAGAACAAAUAUGUCAUAAUGUUUAAAAACGUCUGUGAGUCUGUUGCAUGGUACAGGUGCUAUCUGGUGAGAAAAAUCAUAGCUUCUCUUUGCCUUUUUGAAUCAGCAUCUAAAUCCCCCUUUAGUUGUAGCACUGGGAGUAACUGCAUGUCUACUUUAGACUUGCUUCUUACUUGGCCAUCUGAGGAAGAGAUAGAUGAUCCAGAAUUGAUGGUGGCCAUCACCUACACUCCAGGUGUCGUUGUGGGGUCUGCUUUUAUAGAAGGAAGUUGGAGUCAUUGCUACUUUGGGUUUUAACUCUCUUGGCCUAUCCUGAGAGCAGAGCAAGUUAAAAAUAUUCUCACUUUGAAUAAGUAUAAUUUGUAUUCUUGAACUCAGUAGUGUUUGUUUCAAAACUGUUGUCCAUAAAAAUAGGUACAGGCACUAUUUAGAUGGAGCUCAAAUUGAAAUGUGAACUCAGAGUCUCAUUUAAAGAAGGCAUUUGUGAUUGCUCAAGGGUUCUAAGACAGCUCUUUAAUUUUGAGGUGGUGAUGGCAUUACUUGUAAAUUAUUUGGGGAGAGUAGGAUUGCCAGCACAGGCAUGCAGGCAUUGAACUGCGUGCCAUUUUCUUGUUCAUUUCUUGUCCCUGCCAUUCUUUUCUUCCUUUUCUCAACAAAGGACAAAAUACAUUUCAUGUUCAGCCAGGCAAGCAGACUUUUUGGCAAUCCUGUUUUCUUUUUUUUAAUUUAAAGGAAAAAUAGUCAAAACUUUUUCUAGUGUAUGAAUGUAAAAGAAAGUCUGAUGGCUUUCCUCCUAGGUCAGUUGUUUAUAGUUAUAGGAGCAGAGGUGGCUUCUUUUCCUUCUUAAUAAUUAGCUGGAUAAAUCCCACAUUCUCUCAGAGCAGAACACAUUUGCUGGAUAAAUGUUUUAACACGACAAGGAGCAAACUGCAGUUAUGUCUAAACUUGUGUUAUCUAAUAUGAUGGCCAUAUGUGGUUAUUUAAAUUUAAAACUCAGUUCCUCACUCAUACUAGUCAUAUCUCAAGUGUUCAGCGCCCAUACCUGGCUAGGAUUGUGCAGGUCUAGGACAUUCCACAAUGGAUAGAGUUCUCUUGGACAACACUGGCCUAAGUUUUCACUCCAAAGAGUAAAACUUUAGGUCUUAGAGUUAAGAAUCAGAGUCCUAGCAGGCAAUUAGUAUUUAAAAUAAUUUACAGCACUGAAUUAUAUUAGGUGGAACUAUAUGCAAAUAUAACAUUUGGUCUACAGAAAUGAGUUUGACUGAUUUAUGCUAAUCUAUCAAUCAGUACGUUAAAACACAUAACUGAAAAGUAAGUCUCCUCUGACCUUGCUUAGUUCUGCUGUGAGUCAGGCUCCUUGGCUCAGAAGGUAGACAGCUAGAUCAUCUAACAUCACACUUAGGACUCCAGUCUUGGCAUGGGCACUGAGAUGACUGAACAGUAAAUACUGGCAGAAUCCAUACUGAUGAAGACAUGUCUUUUCAUACUAAGUGGAACUUAGUGGCAGGCUGGACUACUUUGUUGGAGAAAGUGGUCUUCAGACAGGCAGUACUGUUGGUUUAUGUGAAGAACACACCUCCUCUUUGAAUUUUUGUAGCAUUCUUAUUGCUCAUUUUUAAGCAGAAUAUUUAGAGUGGUAUCAUGAAGACUCUUGGAAAGUGAUUGGAUCCAUCUGAGUGCCCAUGAUGUAAAUGUGCCUAUUUGUAUUUUCAUCCUGUAGCUGUAGCCUUAUCACACCACAGUUAAUGGAUCUUUCUUUGCUCUUCAGGGCUUUUUCCGCGCCAUGUUGUCUCUAACCCGAAUGUGGCUUCUUGCUCAGAACUUAUGCUGAGGCAGGGCCUCAUGUCAUGUGGCUCCAUGGAACAGGAAAUUCUCAGAAGUCCUCCCACACAGAUGGGAAUAGAAACAGUUUGUGGCAACACAAAUCUCUCUCCAUGGUGGAGAAACCUUUGCUUAUCCACUGUAUUCUACUCAGUGUAUAGUGAUGACAGAUAUAAUAGAAUUAAACCAGUCAAGCGUGCUGGGCCUGGUUAAGUGUUAAAUAUGUGUCUCAACCUGUGGAACCUACUCAACAGCAUGGUUUCUGGGGUGGGACAUAUUUAUUUCUUAAGCCAAACCGCUCCUUCAUUGGAGAAAGGUGUCUUCAGACAGGCAGUGCUGUUUUAGUGUACAUAAAUCUUUUUAGACAUAUUUAUCCCAUUGUGACUUCCACCAUCCCCUAAACUCUCUCAUGGACCCUCUGUUGCCGAAGGAGCCUCUGCACUUGGGGCCUGGAAAGGCUCAUAGCAAGGCCUUUUCCCGCAGUCAGGGUGUGGGUCCCCUGUGACCAGGUGUGGCCAUUGGAUGAUGCCCCUGGCCCAGGAAGGAGCAGUGAGUGUGUGGAAUUGUCUCUGGUCCAGGUCUCUGCACCUCAUCACUGGUGCAGAACCUCCUCAGGUGUGAGCGUGACAGCCUCCACAUGCUGGUUGUGCUGUGACGUUACUGUUUGCCAUUAAAACUUAGUGUGUAUUAUGCGAAGAGGAUUGUUUAAUUGUGCAAGUGACUGGUUCAUUCAAGUUGUAAUCACAUCCCUUUUCUGCUUCACCAGCCUCAACUAUUCUAUGGAAAGUAUCAUUAAAGGUCUGUUCUCUUUC